AUGCUGUCGGAGGCAAGGUAUUUGCUCGAAGGACAAAAAGAAAGAUUUAGAGCAGAUUUUAGAUCGAAUGCAUCGAAGAUAUUUAGGUCAACAUUAGGAUACCUGGAUGAAUUCUGCAGAAUCAAAGAUAAGUCUGUUGCCGAGGAUCUCCGCACAACCUUUUCUGGGUUAGGCUUCAGUGAGCUUGAAAUAGCCUUGCUUGGGUCCUUGUUUCCUCAGUCUGUUGAGGAAGCCAAGACCCUUAUUCCAUCUCUGGCCUCAAAGAGUGAUGAUGCCAUUGGACAGGCUGUAGAGAAGAUACAACAGCUGACCUGA
Molecule: messenger RNA, 315 nt
Organism: Encephalitozoon romaleae SJ-2008
Lineage: Eukaryota; Fungi; Microsporidia; Unikaryonidae
Product: DNA-directed RNA polymerase II fourth largest subunit
Exons: 1
Coding region: 1-315 (104 amino acids)
Biological process (GO): transcription initiation at RNA polymerase II promoter; positive regulation of translational initiation; mRNA export from nucleus in response to heat stress
Cellular component (GO): P-body; RNA polymerase II, core complex
Molecular function (GO): nucleotide binding; translation initiation factor binding
Source: RefSeq, a predicted model, not a curated record